AUGUUUGAGUCUGGAUUUGACAAUGUCUUCGAUGAUGUCGCUUUCGCCGUUCCCGUUAUGGCCCCGGGCAAGCGCCCUUUUCCGGUGGGGAAACCCACCAAGAUUAUUGACGUUAACCUUCUCCAUGUUUCGUCCUCCCACGCCAAUGAGUUUCUUUUGCGUGAGCUUGCGAAGCAGCACGGUCUCCGACUGACCGGUGUCCUGCAGCCUUGUGGUGGAUGCCUGCAGGCGAAGGGGAAGAAGGCGGGCGUGCCUCACCAAUUGGGCACGCGCGCGGAGCGGCCGCACGAUCUUUGGCACAUCGAUCUGUGUGGGCCGAUGACGGCCUCGCUGGGGGGUUCGUUUUUCAUGAUUAUGUUCGUGGACAGCUUCUCGCGGUGGAUGAAGCUGUACGGGAUGAGGCGCAAGUCGGACACCCUCGCCUUCGUCAAGAAGUUCCUCGCCGACAUGAGUGGCACCGGUGUCCCUCGCUCUUUCCGGAUGGACAACGGGGGGGAGUUCAUCGGACGCGACUUCAUCGCCUUCUGUGACAACGCCGGCAUCCGCCGUACGUACACGGCGCCGGGCACCCCGCAGCGAAAUGGUCCGGCGGAGGGUGCUAUCUGGCGCGUGAACAAGGCCGGCCACGCCGCUCGUCUCGAGGCACCCCGCCUGUUCCCCAAGAUCGACUUCACCCGCGUCCCCGGCUUCGGGCGCGAUGGCGAGCGACUCUGGCUAGAAUCGUGUCACUGGGCUGCCGGCGGCUUCAACCGUUCUCCGACCAAGGCAAACGUCGGGUACAAGUCGCCGCACGAGCUCUUCACCGGUCGCCCGCCACCGCUCCAGAUCGUCCCGUUCUUGCAGCCGGGGUAUAUGCGUGUGACGCGCGCGAGGAAGAUGGAUCCCCAGGCAGUGCUGUGCUGCUACCUCAACAACGGCGACAACCAUCACGAGUCGGCGGUCAAGGUCCUCAAGUUCGCGACGGGGCGCGUGUGCAUGACGAACAACGUCGUGUGGGUCUCCGACCGCGCGCCGUUGCUGACCCCGCCGCUGGAGCUGCCGGCGCCGGCGGACGAAGGGGGGGAUUCGAAUGUCGCCGCCGCACCGUAUCUCACUGAGCACAUUUCACCGCCUUUCUUACCCCCCUCACCGUAUGCCCGAUCUCCCACUUCACCCGCUGCCAUACCCUCACAGGCGCCGCCGGCAACUUCCACACCACCAUCGCCGGCGGCGCCGUCUACCGCAGCCACACCACCGCCACCGGUCACCGCGCCGCCUGCAACGCCGCUCGCCGCCGCGCCACUGUUCACCACCACCGCGCCGCCUGCACCGCCGUUCGCCGCCGCGACACCGUUCACCACUGCCGCCUCGCCUCCGGCCUCACCGUUCACCACCGCCGCUGCACCGUCAGUAAUACCGUCUCCCGCCGCCGUGCCGCCCGGUGCCGCGCCUUCCACCAACAUGCCGCCGCUCACUACGAGGACCAUCCGUGAACUGGACGUGGGGCGUGGCGACAUGAGGGUUUCUGGGCGCACGAGGGCAGCCGCUAAGGACCAGGGGGGGGGGCGUGCGUCGUCAAUGCCGCCCCUCUCUGCCAGGGCCAAUCGAGAGCUGGACUUGGGACGAGAGACGCGGGUGCCAGGGAGGUUGAGGGGUCGGCGGGUGCGUUUCCAGGAUGGGGGGGCCGAGCGGUCGACGUCACCUGGCGGGAGCGGCGACGCUCUCGCCCACCGCUUCGGUCUUGUUUCCCUGCAGGACAAGGCAACGCUCCUGUCGACUCUAACCACUCGCAGCAUCGUCGAUGGGGGGAGGAAGGAGAUCCCGAGUUCAGCCGGAGGACGUGAUGGAGCGGAGCCGGGGGGGCGAGAGCGGGGGGGCACGAAAAAAGAAGGACUGCGUGAAGAAGUCCCAUUUGCGUGCGCCACCUUGCUUGCCUCCCGCGAGGACAUUGAUCGCGCGAUGAUGGAUUUAGAUCCCCCGGAAGUGGCACCGGACUUGCCACAGUGCUACGCGAGCGACUUGCGCGUGCCCAAAACGUAUAGGGAGACUGUGUCCUCUCAACAUGCUGACUUGUGGAUACACUCUGUAGAGAAGCAGUUCAGAGGUCUGAUGGAGGCUGGUACCUUUGAGGAAGUAAUGUAGCAACCAGAAAGUGUCAUCAAGGCGAAGUGGGUGUUUGAUUGGAAGUCUGACGAGUAUGGAUGGCC
Molecule: messenger RNA, 2186 nt
Organism: Ectocarpus sp. CCAP 1310/34
Lineage: Eukaryota; Phaeophyceae; Ectocarpales; Ectocarpaceae
Source: the annotation of a GenBank genome assembly